AUGAAUUGCGACAAGACGGUUCCGACAUCAAUAAAGCUGGCCGCAGUCGGCGACCACCACCGGCCUCGAGGUCCUGCCGCUCCCCGACCCGGUCUCCUCCACCACUUUCACGACGUCGUACCCUUCCACCACCUGCCCGAACACCACGUGCUUGCCGUCGAGCCACUCCGCCUUCCCCGUGCAGAUGAAGAACUGCGAGCCGUUGGUCCCCGGCCCGGCGUUCGCCAUCGACAGGAUCCCCGGCCCGGUGUGCUUCCUCACGAAGUUCUCGUCGGCGAACUUGGCGCCGUAGAUCGACUCGCCGCCGAUGCCGUUUCCCGCCGUGAAAUCGCCGCCCUGGCACAUGAAAUUGGGGAUCACGCGGUGGAAGGUCGACCCCUUGUAAUGGAGGGGCUUGCCGGAUUUUCCGACGCCCUUCUCGCCGGUGCACAGGGCGCGGAAGUUCUCGGCUGUCUUCGGGACCACGUCUGCGAAGAGCUCCAUCACGAUCCGCCCGGCGGGAUGGCCACCGAUCGUCAUAAAACAAAUAUUGGAGAAAUCCAUAGUGAUCUGAAUAUUUAA
Messenger RNA from Striga asiatica, 561 nucleotides. Lineage: Eukaryota; Viridiplantae; Streptophyta; Magnoliopsida; Lamiales; Orobanchaceae. The record is from the annotation of a GenBank genome assembly.